GUGCCUCGCUGGGCAGGUUUCAAGCCCAAGCCUCAAAACUAAGAAUCCAGUCGACUCAGGAGCAGCGAACUGAAUUAACAACGCGACUGUAAUCAGGUUGCCAACUUGUCACUGCAUAACCAAAUUGCGGCAUGUCUCCUGAACUUGCGCCAGGAUGAUGGCUGCAGCCUCAAUAUUACCUCUGGUCACCCUGGCGCGAAGGACCACUGGUGAGUCAAGCCAAGCCAAGACACACGACGCGGAUCGCCCGCGCACGGCCAAGCUCAGAGUUUCGACGGAGAUGGUGUCUGGCGUCUUGAUCUUAGCCGAGACAUGGGGAAGCGCGCUCUUGGGACGACACGGGCUGCCCCGAUCAAUGGGACAUGCCCAGAUCAACAAAAGAAGCUAAUCUUGUCGCGUCUGACGGUUGGCCCUGUCCCGCAAUUGCGGAAGAGCCUGCCGCUUAAGCUUCAAAACAAGGUGCCCCCAUAUAUGCAUGCGUGCCGAAUGCUUGGCGAGGCGGCGGCAUUUGGCAUGUUCUCAGUGCUCCGGCUGGACGGGCCUGCGAAGCACAGUCCUUCUACUGGCCGCCAAAGUACGAGCGAGCUCUGCGCCUCGCUGGAUCGUUCUUUCAAGAUUUCUUCUCCAUACGACGAGUCCAGACUGACGCUCAUGUGGCGCUUCAAAUAUGCUCUUCAGAUGCCUUCACCCCAGCCAACCACAGUAUGUGCAAAUUCGUGCAGCCGGAGAGGGCUCUCAGGGACUCGGAUAUCGCAGGCCAUUCUACGCAUGUUGGCCGCGUUCAGGUCUAUUUUGGAAGCAAAUACAGCUCGCAGUCAUUUUGCACUAUCUCAGCUGGUCGGAGACACGGCAACAUCAACCUGUCUAGUCUUCAUGUUGACUCUUGACUCCUUGAGCUACUACUCAAUAUUAAUGCUCCACAAACCCCAGGCCAUGUGCUUCUCGCUUAGCUGGG
This is a messenger RNA of Emericellopsis atlantica, 955 nucleotides long. RefSeq lists its product as uncharacterized. NCBI's taxonomy places the organism in Eukaryota, Fungi, Ascomycota, Sordariomycetes, Hypocreales, Bionectriaceae. The record is from RefSeq and is a predicted model, not a curated record. Bases 155 to 388 code for a protein of 77 amino acids. The transcript has a single exon.